GAUUCGAUUCACUCAGGCCAGCCAAAGGCACGCAAAAUGUCGCCUACUUAAUACCUGAAAAAUGUAUCCUAUUCUCCACCUGUGGAAGUGACUUUUACAGUAUUUACCAUUUUAUGACAUUUUGUGUACCACACCGUGAAGCGAAACAUAAGAAACAGUUGCUGUUUGCGGCAAAAAAAAUCUCACUGCUCUUGCCUUUACUCAGCUAAUAAAUCCCACUUUUCAUUGACUCCCUCAGAGAGGAAUUGAUUUCAAAUGUGCUUUUGAAUUGUUUUAAUAAUAAUAAUUGUUUUAAUGCAUAGAAGUGCACUGCAUCGCAGGCAGUUUCUAAUCAUUUGCCCUGUCACGUAAAGCCCAAAAGUAAACAAAUUGGAAACAGCCCUUAGUACGUAUGUGUCACUUCUACACUAGCCGCAAUAAACAUAAUAUAGUGUCGCCGAGGUCCAUCCGUGAAUAUCUGAAUGCACUUGUUUGGUUUGUUUGCAUGUGUGCAGAGUCUAUUGUUACUUCACAUGGACACUUCCAAAGGCCUUUGCCCUCAUCAGAGCAUUCCUAUCGAGGUGGAUGAGAGCAUGACGGCUUCCAGUCUCGACUUGGACUGGCCUCCUAAUUGCCAGCAGUGUAGUGGUCCAGGGAACAGUCGAAGCUGGGAAGAAACGGGGGAAAUGAAUAUCCAUGUCAACCGGGAGAGACUCCUUCGGCGUUAUUUCCAGAGUGCACCCAAAACAACAACUCCUCCUACCGCCGACCUCGCCUCCAUUCCGGCCAUGCACGGUGGCAGUGUUGGGCUUCCAAGACAAGAACAGAAUCACACUUGUGGUAUUAUGGGACCUGAAAAGUGGCCUGGGUGUUCUGUGAAUGUGGCAGAUGGCUUGGAGCCCCCCCUCCCACUCAUGUCUGAUGCCUAUGCCGCCCAGCACGUCCCAUCACGCUACCCAGCGCCAUAUAUUCCUUGCCAGUGGCUCGGUCCAAAGCCGGCGGGUUGCCUUCGACACUGUGUGUGUCCACCAUAUCACGGGGCUCGACCCUUUGAGCGGACAUGGAACCAUCCAGGAAACAAAAUGCAAUAUGAAGAUGUUCCAAAUGCUACGGAUGCCCCUCAACUACAAGCCGGGGUGGCUCCCAGGGAUGUAAUGUGUGAGGUCAGCUUAGAUUGCCCCAUUCAGGCAGAUCCGGGACCAGGUACCAGGGAGACCAGGAAGACUGUCACGCUCCCUGACGAUUAUAGGAAUGUUUUCAUCACAUAUUCAGUGGACACGGCUGAGGAAAUGACCGCCUUCACCAGAUUUCUAACAAGUCAGGGCUUCAAACCAGCAAUUGACAUAUUUGACAAUCCGACCAUACGAAUGGGCAUCACCAGAUGGAUGGACAGAUUUUUGAACGACAAAUCCGUCCUCAUCAUUGUGGCGAUCAGCCCCAAGUACAAGGAGGAUGUAGAGGGGGAUAGCGACGAUGAGCACGGGCUACACACCAAGUACAUCCACAAUCAGAUCCAGAAUGAAUUCAUCCAGCAAGGCUGCCUGAACUUCAGACUUAUACCAGUGUUGUUUGCCAAUGCGACUAAGAAACAUGUCCCCAGUUGGCUUCAGAACACAAGGAUAUACCGGUGGCCCCAAGACAUGCAGGACCUGCUGUUGCGCCUGCUUAGGGUGGAGCGCUACAUCAUUCCACAGGCAGAAGCAUCCCUCACCCUCACCAUUCGCCCACUCUGAAAGAAAUGAGAAAUAACACACUAUAAACCUUCAAGAGAAAAUGACAUUUCCAAUGAUGAUUUUUUUUCUUCUUCACUUUUCUGACUCAAUAUCCGGUCUCUAUACUAUGUUUAAUUUUGCAGCAUAAUCUAUUCUGAGCGCCGGCUUUCUGCACGGCAAAGUUUGAAAUGAGAACUGAUGAUUCCAAUUCAAAUGGCUUAAGUAGGGGAUAGGGGAUGUCGUAAGCCCCCCCCUGUUAAGCGAUGUUUUUUCCAGCUUUGUGGAAAACACAUCGCCCAGAGCCCAGGGGAGGGGGCUUACGACAUCACCUAUCUCCUACUUACAUGCCAUCCUUUCGUCCAUUCCAAAGAAUUCCUCCUUAACCGUGGACGGACAAUGGCCUCAAUGGCGGCUUAAUGGCUCGCCCCCCCCCCCCUUUUUUUUUUUUUUUGCAUUCCCAAAAAAUGAUUCCACAUGUUGUGUGGAGCAUGCCUCAAAAUUGGAGCAUAAAUAGUUGAGUUUUCCACACAAAUACUGGCUAGUGCAUCCUAACUAAGCCUUGUUGCGUGAACUGAUGAAGCCUGCUUGGAUGAGAAGGGAAACUUCUUCUAGGACAAACAGAACCGUCCAGUUGCGAUCGAUUCAAUGCCCCGAGAAUGAAAUGACCUGGACGAAUGAGAAUAUUCACAGGCACAUUAACCUUGUAUCAAUUUAGUAGCUACACAUCAUAUACAGUAAACCAAGGGUGGAACAAAUAAAUGAUAUGUAGUUUAUUUUUCAAAACAUUUUUGU
Messenger RNA from Phycodurus eques (leafy seadragon), 2483 nucleotides. RefSeq names its product TRAF3 interacting protein 2a (gene traf3ip2a). NCBI's taxonomy places the organism in Eukaryota, Metazoa, Chordata, Actinopteri, Syngnathiformes, Syngnathidae. The record is from RefSeq and is a predicted model, not a curated record. Gene Ontology annotation, biological process: positive regulation of canonical NF-kappaB signal transduction; humoral immune response. The transcript has 9 exons. Bases 462 to 1712 code for a protein of 416 amino acids.